GCAAAGCUACAAAAUUCAUAUAAAAAGCUACAACAAAACACCAAAUGCUACAACAACAACAACAAAAUAUAUUGCAUAUAAUAACAACAAUCAAUGGAGCAGACAAAUGGCUCGCAGGAUCGACGCUACACUUGGCUGGAUGUGGCUGGCGAUAUGAAAAGUCGUCCCAUGACGGACUACGAAUGCCAGCUGGAGGAUGAAGUGCAGCAGCUGCAGGAAGCUUUAUUCAUUCUAUCCUCGCAUUAUGCCAAAAUCCAAUUUCGCUUGCGACAAAUUGGCAAUGCAACGGGCUGUGAGCGUUUGUGUUUGCUCAAGGAGCUGGAGCGCAUCACCUGCCAGGGCUUGGAGGCGAACAAGUCGGAUAUGGAGCUGCCGCAGUUGUCGAGCGAUUCACAAAGCUUGGGCGAUGUGCGCAGCAAGCAGGACAAGAUUAUAACGCAGCUGCGUGCGCGACUGCGCAGUCUGGCGGAUGUGGCAGAGAAUGAGAAUUUGUGUGGCUACAAUCGGCGCCAGUCGCAGAUAGAGCUGCAGCUAAGCGAGCCGCUCUAUUUGGAAGCAGUGCCAAGCGAAGAGCAGAGCGAAGAGCAGCAUUCAACGUACUGCAGCUGCUGCUUGUGCAAGCAGCGCAGCCGCAGCUCGCAGAGCACGCUCGGCAGCAGCAGCAACAACAGCGCUGAGCAGCGUUACUUAAGCGAACGCUGGCCAAGCUAUGAAAUAUGCGACGAAGAAGAAGAGACAGCGCCAACGAAAGUUAAAAAGCAGCGCAAGCGAAAGCAGCAGAAAUCAAAGCACACUAUACGCAGCGCGGCGGGCAGCAAAAGCUCAGCAGCAGAAUCCAUUGGAGAUCAAUCAAGCAAACGCAGCUCCAAGCGCAGCUCGCUGCAUAAGCUCAAAGCUUAUUAUGCGACAGCAACAGCUAAAGAGCAAAAGAGUUCAAGACAAAAUGUAAAGACAGCAGCAGCUAAAGAGCAAAAGAGCUCAAGACAAACUGUAAAGAGCGCCACGCCACGCGCCAAUCGCAGCGCUGCCAGCUCUAACAAGAGCAGAACGCCACGCGCCAGUCGCAGCAUUGCCAGCUCCAACAAAAGCAGAACGCCACGUUCGCUGAGCAGAACGCCACGCUCUUUGAGCAGAACGCCACGCUCUCCACGCUCGCUGAGCAAGCGCAGCACUAAGCAAAGCCUAGAACCAAGCAGCGAGCGCAGCAGUAAGCAGAGUUUUGAACCAAGCUGCAGGCGCAGCGCUAAGCAAAGCUUUGAACCAAGCACGCGAUUUACAGAGAGCUGCAUGCGCUUCUCAGCGCGCAGAAGCGGCAGCGGCGUCGGCGGCACCAGCGUCGCUAGCACAGACUAUAGUCAAGAGUGCUGUCUGGAUCAUAAAUAUUAUAAUAAUGCUGACUCUAUGCACUUCAACUCAAGUGAAGACUCUGCUAACGAUAACGAUUCUUGCAGCACAAUUACGUCACAGCCUAGAAAACUCUGCGCCUGCAGAACUAAGCGAAAAGUCUCUUACGACAGCAGAGCGGCUUAUAUACCAGCGCCAGCGGCAGCAGAGAAGAAGCAGCAUUGGCUUAGGCGCAUUUGUGCCUGCAAGCUGCCCAGGGCUGCCAAAGAGAGUCAGCCCUGCCCUUGCAGGCACUGCACAGUGGAUCGCGCCAAGCUAAAGCUGCGCCAAAGCUUCAGCGCCGAGGCCACCGGUUAUCGUAAGCCGAGCAUUGUCAGCAGUGGCAAAUAUAGCAGCAACUACGAUGAUUAUGAUAGCGCCGAGGCCUAAAUUUCCAAUCCUUACUCAACACUCAAACUCAAGCUGUAAUUCCAAGUUAGUUUCAAGCAAAAGCUUUGCUUUGGCUUAGCUUAAUUUAGAAUUAAGCUUGAGUUAGAGCGUGAAAGUGGAUGGGAUAUUUAUAUAUA
Molecule: messenger RNA, 1910 nt
Organism: Drosophila busckii
Lineage: Eukaryota; Metazoa; Arthropoda; Insecta; Diptera; Drosophilidae
Exons: 1
Coding region: 94-1773 (559 amino acids)
Source: RefSeq, a predicted model, not a curated record